AAUGCAGCAUCGGAGGUGGGCGGGGCUGUGGAAGCACCCAGAGCACGUUUGGCUAGCUAGCAAGCGCCAGUGCUACUUGGCGGUCAGUCACCAAUCGUCAUGUCGGGAAAAAGCUUUCGAGUGAGCGACGGGGACUGGAUAUGUCCUGAUAAAAAGUGUGGAAAUGUGAACUUUGCAAGGAGAACAAGUUGUAAUCGAUGCGGGAGAGAGAAAACCACAGAGGCCAAGAUGAUGAAAGCAGGAGGGACAGAAAUUGGGAAAACUCUGGCUGAGAAGAGUAGAGGACUUUUCAGUGCUAAUGAUUGGCAAUGUAAAACAUGCGGAAACGUUAACUGGGCACGGCGAUCGGAGUGCAACAUGUGUAAUACUCCCAAAUAUGCCAAGCUGGAAGAGAGAACGGGUUAUGGUGGCGGCUUUAAUGAAAGGGAAGACGUGGAAUACAUUGAGCGAGAGGAAUCUGAUGGUGAAUAUGAUGAGUUUGGGAGGAAAAAGAAAAAGUAUCGUGGUAAGAGCAGUAGCAAGACUUCUUCCUCAAAAGGAAGUGAAAAGAAAGAAGUAGCGAAAAAAGCUCAGCCACCCCCACCGCAGGACGACGACGAAGAGGAUGACGACGAUGAAGAUGGUGACCUGUCAAAAUACAAACUGGAUGAUGAAGACGAAGAUGAUGAAGACGGCGACCUCUCCAAGUACAACCUAGACGCCAGCGAUGAGGAAAAGGAGCAAGAUAAGAAAAGGGGCAGCCGCUCGGGCUCGUCCCGUUCCCGCUCGUCCUCGCGCUCAUCCAGCUCCAGCUCUCGGUCGAGGUCCAGAUCCGGUUCUAGGAGCUCCUCUAGUUCCCGAUCCGGAUCUCGCUCGAGGUCCCGCUCCAGAUCCAGCUCCAGGUCUGGAAAGGGAUCCUCACCCCGGAAGAGGUCCGCCUCCCCGUCCUCCUCGCCCGAGGGGGGACAGAAGCGCAGUCGCUCCAGGUCAUCAUCUGCAGGGAGAAAACGGAAGCGCUCUAGAUCCCGUUCGUCCGAAAGGCGCAGCAACCACUCCUCCGGAUCCUCCCAUUCUGGCUCCAGUUCUAAAAAGAAAUAACCUAAAUUUUAAUGCCUCGGUGAAAUGAAUCCAGUGCAUGUUACCAUGAGAGGAACAUCCACAUCCAUACAGUAUGCUGUUCGCCACCUCCAUACCCACACGAACGACAUAGUAGCAACUCUCCUAAGAUGUCAACACCUUCCCUCCCCAACUUGUGCCACAUGUCCACCUAUAUACAUACAUACUGUAUAUUAUAGGUGAACAUUCAACAUAAAUGUUUGGUCCCUAUUUUGGGAUCACGUUGGCGGCAUAAUCUUUGGGGAGCUGUAGAAUUUCCCUCAGGACAUGGCAUCCUCUUAAGUAUAAAAAGAAUCAGUCUAGGGGAAAGUACAUGUAGGAUCGAAUACUGGUUGUUCACUUUACUUUUAAGGUAAGUAUUGCCAAGCUUUUGUUAUUCGCGAACAGUACACAUUUCAUUCAAAAUAGGUUUGGAUGUUUUCAUCUGUAAAAACACCACAUUAUGAUUUGAUUGAGAAAUUCCCAAUUAGUGUUACAAGACUUAAAAGUACAUCAUGACAAUGCUUUCUAUAUAAACAAUUCUACCUGUGGAAAUAAAGUCUUGUCAACUGCAAA
Molecule: messenger RNA, 1650 nt
Organism: Syngnathoides biaculeatus (alligator pipefish)
Lineage: Eukaryota; Metazoa; Chordata; Actinopteri; Syngnathiformes; Syngnathidae
Gene: zranb2
Product: zinc finger, RAN-binding domain containing 2
Exons: 10
Coding region: 100-1077 (325 amino acids)
Biological process (GO): RNA processing
Molecular function (GO): RNA binding; lipopolysaccharide binding
Source: RefSeq, a predicted model, not a curated record